UCCUUCUCAGGGAUAGGAGCUAGACACUCUCCUGACAUCAUGCUCUCCCGCCCACGUCUUAGUCACAUGACUUCUUCAUCAGGAAUUCCCCACAGCCAAGGUUCAGUAUUUCUUUUUUAGACCUCUAAAAAUGGGAAUCAAAGGACUGCAAAGUUUUGUACAAAAUUCCUGUUCCAAUGUGUGCAGCACGGUCAACUUAAGGACAUUAGCCGCUAGAAACAAAUCUUCUUAUCCUGAAAGCACUCCUACCAUUGUUGUCGAUGCAAUGGGAUGUUUGCGAACCUGGUACACACCAAAUGACUGGGUUCAUGGAGGUCAGUGGAAAGAAUAUCUAUGUAGCUUGCAGACUUUCAUUUCUGCUUUCCAAGCAGCUGGGAUCCAGCUUGUGUUCAUCUUUGAUGGUGUCGUAGAAAACACAAAGAGGCAGGAGUGGGUGAAACGACGGCUGCGGGACAACAAAGAGAUCUCAAAAAUCUUUGAUUUUAUUAAAGCAAAUGGUCAACAACCUGGCCGAAAUAUGUUUUUUAUCCCCUCCGGAAUUUCUACUUUCACCAAGUCUGCACUGAGGUCUUUGGGGCAAGAAGUAAUUAUUUCGCAAGUUGAAGGUGAUUAUGAAGUGGCUGCACAUGGCUUACAACAUCAAUGCCUUGGGAUACUAGGAGAGGAUAGUGACUACCUUAUUUUUAAUACCGUCCCAUACUUUUCCGUUUCAAAGCUUUGCCUAGCCAGUCUAGAAACCCUUAUGUACUCAAGGGAAAACCUCUGUAAAGAACUCCGCCUCCAACUUUCUCAUCUCCCACUACUUGCUUGCCUACUAGGUAAUGAUGUAAUUCCAGAAAACACGGUGGCAUGUUUUCAGAGAAAAUGCAUGGCAUCAUAUCAUUCACAAAAUUCUGACCAGAACAAAAGAGCCCAAGUAAUUUGUGCUGUGGCUGCAUUUAUUUCAAAAUUACAGUGUUCUCAGCAUGGCCUGAGACAGGUUGAGUGUAUGUUGCCUCUUUGGUUUGACAAGACAUUGCUGCAAAAGGGAAUAGCAUUAUAUAUUUUACCACAACAGAAUUCACCCUGGCUUUCCUUAGAGCUUCCACAGGGGAAUCCAGAAAGGAAUAUCAUAGAAUCAAGUGUCUGCCCAUACAAGGACAUUGUUAAGACUGCCUUGAGCCAGCGCUGCAAUGGACAAAAAGUAGGAAUAUGGAAUAUACUAUGUACAGGGGAGUCAGAAUGCAGUAACACUCUGGAAGAUGAAUAUGACUCAGAAAUUACAGGACAAGCUCUCAUCUACAGGCCAGUCCGUCAGCAUGUUUAUGCAAUCCUGCUUGGCACUGGAAAUGGUUCUCCAGACACCUGCCCUAUAGUUAAAGAGUGGUAUGUCUACCCAGGUAAUCAGUUGCUGCAGCCAGACUUUGUCCAAGCUGUUCCACUUUCCAUAGCAGUUGGCAUUCCAAGUAUACAAAACCUAUGGACCAGUAACAGUCCUGAUAUUCAGAGAGAGCGUCUCUAUGCAUUUUUAGCUUGCUUUCAUAUUGAAAGCUUCACAGAUGAGCUUAAAGCCCUGGAACCACAUAUUGCUGCUGUCUGUUGCCUACUGAUAUAUAUUGCUGUGCAGGUGGUUAGCCUAAGUCAGAAGGACGUGGAAGCAUUUCUGGCCCAAGUUCUGUGUCUUCCAGGAAAAUCUGCAGGUCAGCUGAAAAAUUUACAGCUUCCCCAGGUUGAGUCAAGGGCAGUCCAUCUUGCUUAUCUUUUUCUCAGAGGAAUUAAUACAGUACUGUUAGUUAACAGUGCUUGUGGCUCCCCUUUCAACAUUAUGGAUUUGAUGCCAUGGAACACUUUUGAUGGAAAGCUCUUCCACCAUAAAUACCUGCAGUGUCAUGGAGGGAGCUCUCUGGAAGAAAUUUUGGAAGGAAGUGUGAGUACAAACACAACAUGUAAUCAGGAACCCCUGAUUCUUCUUUUCAAGAAACUAAUGAAGAUCAUUUGUGAUGCAUGUGCUGCCAAGAACAGGAUCUUACAGGAUACAAAGAGAAGACUACAUCAUUCAUUUGCUGGGCAUCAACAGCAAGCAAGAUUCAGCUAUCAGAAUCAACACCAUCGUGAAAGAAACCAGAGGCAUAAUUUUCCGAGACGUGGUAAUGCUUUUGGAGGAGAAAGACCAAACACUGGGUUCCACACGGGACACUGUACAGAGGAAAGACAAGAGCGGUGGCAUGGUGCUCAUGGGUAUGACAUGUCAUAUCCAGAACCAGCAUCCAGACGCAGGGGCCAAAGAGGAAGAGGAUCCCAGUAUUUGAACAGGUGGCCACAGUAGGUUUAAACUGGAGGCCUUGGUGGUAUUGAAAGUCUGAAGAUCCCAUCAUUCAGUUUUAUAACUGUUUCUAGGUCACUGUUGUGGAGAAAAGCUGCCAUGUUAAUAUCCUUUACCCGCCUAAAGAUUCCCACCGUCCUCCAUAAUUUUAAAGCUGUGGUUCACCUUUAAGAUAACUUGGAAUAUGUAUUAGAAUGGCUAAUUCUUAGCAGCUUUUCAUUAUUUCUUUUUUUAUAGUUUUUGAAAUACUGUAUUUUCCUUUUUCAUCUGGCACUU
Xenopus laevis (African clawed frog) is the source of this 2578-nucleotide messenger RNA. It is a transcript of the gene fam120b.L, whose product is annotated as family with sequence similarity 120B L homeolog. The record is from RefSeq and is a predicted model, not a curated record. The transcript has 12 exons. The coding region runs from base 131 to 2305 and encodes 724 amino acids. Lineage: Eukaryota; Metazoa; Chordata; Amphibia; Anura; Pipidae.